AUGAAAAUUUUUAAGGACAUAAAAACCUUUCAUUCCUAUAAUAUAAAUAAAAUAACAAAUUUAAAUAACAAUUAUAAUAAAGCUUUUAAAGUUAAUUCAAAAUAUAAUAAUAAUGUAUAUAACAAUAUAACUUAUGAUAAUAAUAAGAAUAAAAGUAUAUUUAAUAAUAAUAAUAAUAUAACAAAUAAUUUGUAUAGAAAUAAUUUUAAUCUUAAUUAUAAUAAUAAUAAUCAAAAUAAUAGUUUAAAUAGAUAUUAUUCCUCAAAUGGAUUGUAUAAAAAUAAAAGAAUAUUACUUAAUAUUUUCUCAUCAAAAUCAUUAACAGCAUUCUUAAUAUUUUGUUAUUUUUUCCCACUUGGUCCAGUAUAUUUCGUCGUAAUACCAAUGUUUUUAAUUAGAAUGUGGGAAAUUUCAUAUGACACAAUAAAAAACAACAAUUUUUAUGAAUUUUCAAUGAUUCAAGUUCAAAAACAAAGAGAUAAAAUACAAUCAGUCAUAGGUAGACCAUUUCAAAUGCCAUCAAUAAAGGAAUGUAAAUUUGGAUUCGAAAAUAACAAAAGCGAUGAAAAAAAAGAUAAUAUAAUCGAUAAUAACUCCACCACCUCCCAAAAGAAAAAUAAAAAAAAUUUAAUAAACGAAACUAAAAAUAAAGCGAUAGAAAAUUUCAAAAAAACCAUGGAUGAAAUAACGAAUGCUCAAAAUGAAGACCACAAGAACUAUAUGGCCUGUAGGUUUGACGUAUUGGAUUUUCAGAAACCUGGUUCAAAAGCAACGAUUGAAGUGGUUUGCACUUAUAUUCCAACUACAUUAAAAGACAUUGGCAGAGAAAUUCCAUUAGAUGACAAAUAUAAAGCCCAAAACAUAAAUAUAACUUUUUAUCCAGAUGAAAAAAAAGUAAUUUUAUAG
This is a messenger RNA of Dictyostelium purpureum, 906 nucleotides long. RefSeq lists its product as uncharacterized. Lineage: Eukaryota; Evosea; Eumycetozoa; Dictyosteliales; Dictyosteliaceae. The coding region runs from base 1 to 906 and encodes 301 amino acids. The record is from RefSeq and is a predicted model, not a curated record. The transcript has a single exon.